UCAGAGGCCAGAGCAAAGGAACUCCCUCGUCAUCAACUUCAGACACACAGAAGCAAAGCAAAUACACACACCCCACACCCACAUGUGCACUCACUCACUCACUCACUCACUCACACACACAUACACACACACUCACACACCCCACAGUUCCACAUAAACUAAAAGAACCCACUGCUACCUCAUAAGUCUCAGGCUGUGGCACCGUCAGCAUCGAUCAGCUGUUAACGUGACAUAGAAGAAGGAUGGCUUCUCCUGGAUGGGCCGUUGCGCUCAUGCUGUUUCAGCUCUUCCACUCAGGUACUUCAUACCCUGUUUUCACUAGCACACCAUCUCUUCCACCAGAAUUCGCACUUCCCUUUCCAAAUGUCAGCCUUGUCGCUUCUCCCAUCACACCUGGAGAAUCAACACAAAGUGUCCUCUGCCCUCUAAAGAUAUCACCCUCCACUGUGGUGGUCAGGUUUGGAGAUCCAGUCAAAGCUAACUGCUCCAUACAAAGAAUGGGGUAUUUUGGCAUUGGUUGGGAAGUCCCACUGAACCGUCCUAACUUUACAUCACAAGGUUUUCUGAUCUGGAGUGUUGAGAAGAUGACUGACUGGACCAUCAAGCCUGUGUGUUUUGCCCUAUCUGAACAGGGAGGACAGUGUUACAGUAAACUCACCCUAAUAGUCUACAAGCCUCCAGACAGAGUAUCCAUCACAUUUCUAAAUCACAGUGAGUCACCGUUUGAGGGUGAUCGGUAUACUCUACAGUGCCACGUUACAGAGGUUGCGCCUGCUGAAAAUGUCCUCGUGACCUUCUACAGAGGGGAGAAAAUGCUGGCUCAGAUGCACUCGAAUACAUCCAGUGAGAAGAAACCAGUGACUCAGAGCUUCACUCUGAACAUCGUAUCCAGUAAAGAAGACACUGAAGCUCAGUACUGGUGUGAAGCCAAACUUGAGCUGGGACCUGAAGGACCACAGCACCUUCCAGUGAUGGCGUCACAAAGACUCUUUGCACCACAGCUUAGCUGUCCUGUAAAACUUAAGGUGACAGAGGGCGAGAGAUUCCCAUGUGAGGUGACAGGAAACCCUCAGCCAUCAGUGACCUGGUUCAGAAAUGGGCAGAUAGUUGCCCCACCCUCUCAUUUAAAUAAAAAGGAUGCUGGAAAUUACACAAUCCAAGCUAAAGGAUUAUUUUCAAAAAACUUCACAGUGGAAGUGAAAAUCCUUCCUGCCAGAGGAACUGCAAACAGCUGUUGUGGACAUUUCUUGCUGCUUGUUCUUCUUACCCAGAUGAUAACUCACGUGUAA
Messenger RNA from Maylandia zebra (zebra mbuna), 1289 nucleotides. The record is from RefSeq and is a predicted model, not a curated record. NCBI's taxonomy places the organism in Eukaryota, Metazoa, Chordata, Actinopteri, Cichliformes, Cichlidae.